AUGGCCAGCAAUGGCAGUAGUGGAGGUAAUAAGGGCGCCGGCACUAGUGGCGGCGAGAGCGGUAUCGUCGUUAUCGGCGACGGGCCUACUGGCGGCCCUGGUCGCGACGGAGGUCGUGGCAGCGCUGGCGGCGGUUUUGACAGAUUCAAGUGCAAAUACUGGCUUACUCACAACUGCCCGGGGACGACCUACUGCAACGGCCACCCCUGCCACAUGUGUAUGGUCUCUGGUCGUUUUUCCUUCGAUACCGAAGCACCACGUUCUCCUAGUCAGAGCCCUCGCCAGAGGACCGCAACCGCAUGGCAAGAUCCAGAGCACCGGGGCUACCCAGUCCCGGCCAGGCCGACCGAAGUCUACGUCCCACACGCCGUCAACGGCACCCUCCAGUACACAUUAUGGAAGUACCCCCCAGCACCAGGCUUAGCCGGGGCGCGUUAA
Dichotomopilus funicola is the source of this 438-nucleotide messenger RNA. RefSeq lists its product as uncharacterized. Lineage: Eukaryota; Fungi; Ascomycota; Sordariomycetes; Sordariales; Chaetomiaceae. The transcript is spliced from 2 exons. The coding region runs from base 1 to 438 and encodes 145 amino acids. The record is from RefSeq and is a predicted model, not a curated record.